Epinephelus lanceolatus (giant grouper) is the source of this 2714-nucleotide messenger RNA. NCBI's taxonomy places the organism in Eukaryota, Metazoa, Chordata, Actinopteri, Perciformes, Serranidae. The record is from RefSeq and is a predicted model, not a curated record.
GAUUUUUAGAGCCCUCUCCACUCUAGCUCACAGCAUUCCGUGCAAUACACACACACACUGCGCUGCUGAAUCCUGAAUUGCUACUACGUCAUGUCAUUUUUUUUUUUUCUGAGGAAAACCCCGCAAAAGAAACAGGUUCCUGCAGAACGCUGACAUUUGACUCCACAUGGAUUAGUGCCUACGUGCAGUGAUAGCUGAUUGGACCUCCCGGUGGCAUGAUUGCUCAUCAUCAUCAUCGGAGCUCAUAAAAGCCUCAUGCUGCAGGGCGUGAUCAGCGUUUUCACAUCGACUCUGAGAUAGCCCUCUCACUUGACAGUGUGAUCUGCUACCCUCCUGCUUUGACAACUGCGAUUGACCUGCGAUCUGCACUACAUCUGUGAUCCUCUGAUCCAGAACUUGUACACUACACACACAGAUACAUUCAUUCAAUUGUGAACACACAUAACCAACUGAUCAACACAUUUCUGAUUCCGUACAUACACACGCACACACACACACACACACACACACACACACUUGAUUAUUUUAGUAGGUGUCUGUCUACUGCUUCCAAGGUAAGUUGAGCUAUGUAUGUAUUUGAAGGCUGAGGCCAGAGUAGUGUGGCUUUUGAGUCAGAGUGAUUUGUAUGAUUUCUUUGUGAAUGUUGAAUUAAUUUGUUUUGGUUGUUUGUGUAUGUUUUUAGAUGCCCCGUGCCAAGUCCCACCGGUGUGCCCAGGCCAUGAAGAGGAGGAUGGCGACGGCGCAGACUUGGACACCCCUGCCACCUGUCCCCGAGUUUCGUGCUCGGCGUGGUACUGGUUACCACCAUCGUGUGCGGAGAUGGCCAACUUCGGAGCUGACCCAGCGCAGCUUCAAGUUGGUCACUCCAGCUCAGCAUCCAGAGAAGCAGCACGUGUUUGUUGUUGGAGACUCCCACCUGCCCGCCAUCGUGUACGGGUUAGUGGCCAUCCCGGAGGGCUGUCUGUCUUUUGGUUUUCAGUCUGUUCCAGGUGCAGACGCCAGGGAGCUGAGGACGGAGGUGCUGCGUGCUGCUGUUCCGUGGACCCUGGAUGCCGUGUGUGUGCUCGCGCUGAGCAACAACCUCACUGCCAGCAGGACCAUCAGUGAGGCGGCGUUGGACUUCGGUGUGCUCCUGACCACCGUCUGCAGCCACUGGCCCAAGGGAAUUAAUGAAGAAAUGGUUGCGCACUUCCCAGUCCAUCGGUUGGAGCUGUGGUGCCAUGAUGGCGUACACCUCAGCGACUCCGAUGGCAUGCCCAUCCUGGUGCAGCUGCUGUGGAACGUGGCCUACCUCCAGCUGGCACCCCCUCCGCCCGCGCCUCUGGUGUCUCCCCGGAGAUCGUCGGGUGGCCGGGUGUCCCCCAGUCUGGUCGUGACGGGGCACGUUCCCGUGCCGCGUCACAGUGACCCCAGCGAGUGGGCGGUGGUUGGACGGCAGGGUGGACGGCAGGGCAAGGCUGGAACAUCUCUGGUGGGACAGUCUGUCAUCCCGUCCAACCCUGUGUGGUUCAGCAGUGGCAUGUUGGACGCCAUGGAGAAGGUUUCCCCUUCUUCUGGCUCUGGCUGCCCUGCUGAUCCGCCAGCUGGGCAGACCUUCCGUGUGAAGCAUCAGCCGAGAGGUGUUGCCACAACGCGCAGAGGACGAAAGUGGCAGCCUGGCCCAGCAGUCCAGGAGGUGCAGGUCACAGCCCAGCUGUCCGUGGAGGUGGUGGAGGAGGUUGCUGCAGCGUGCCUUGCUGUGCCGAUGAAGUCCGCCGUCCAGGAGGGAACCCGGAUGUCACAGAGGAUCGGCACAGAUAAGGAUGUUUUUAUUCCUUUUGUUAGUGUUCCUGAUGUUAGUGCAGUUGUGUCAGAGUCAGACAGUCAUGUUGUGGCAGCAGAGGGUAGCAGAGGGUUCAGGCUGGGGAAGGUUGUGAGGGGAACGUUUCACCAGGGAGAUGAGCGGUUUGUGUAUGGAGGGCGGCAGUGUAUGGCUAUAGCUUUGGCCAGCUUAGCCAAACACACGCUGAGUGUGUUGUCGUGGGAUAGGUUUGAUGUUGAUAGCGUGUUGGUUGUAGGUGAUGAGUUGUACACUAGUUUGCGUGACCUGAACAUUUUUAGCCACGAAUCAAAUCUGCUCUGCUCUGUUGCAGAUUUGCCAAAGCAGUUUGAGGUAGGUGAGCAGUUGUUUAGCUUUAGCCACGGUGACACAGUGUUGGGUGAAGUAGGCGUGACUGAGGGUGAACACAUCGAAAGUGGUGUGUUCAUCAGUCUGAGAAAUGGACUGGAGAGGAUCUUCAGACAGUAUAGUACAUGUAUUAUGACACUGUGUGGGAGUAGUUCUGUCAUCAUUUGUGAGGAUGGACGGUUUGCUGUGGUAGACAGUCACUCGCGUUGUGACAUUGGGUUAGUGCAUAGUGAUGGUAAAAGUGUGGUGUUGCAGUUUGAUUGUCUGGAUGAUCUCUAUGGAUACAUCUGUUGUUUGGCAGACAGUCUCAGUUCUAGGCAGAAGCUCUUUAAGCUGUGUGGCGUCAGUGUCAGUGAGGGUGCAAGCCCAAUGCUGUCUUGUGUUUCUGUGGAGAGCUGUAUUACUGAGAUGAGUACUGCUCCAGUGGCAGUCUAGUGAUGUUUCUGAGGCGAGGGUAAAACACAUUUCCUCAGGAAAUUGUGUGUCUGAGUGUGGUGUUGGUGUAACUGUAAGUCCAGCACUGUCUGGCAUUUCUGUUGUGACUUUA